GCAACGAGUCGCCGAGAGACCUCGUCUCGGGUUAGAAGGUACAAAAGGAUGAGCGCCGCCUCGAAGAAGAGAGACCCUCCGAGAUCGAAGCCCGGAGAGACCUCGGAGAAGGAGCGUUGUCACGGCCGCGGGAAGACCGGUCGUCCGAUUUUCGAGAAGAGAUUCGAAACCUCCGGGGCCCCGUUCAAUCUCGACAAUAUACGGAAGGAGGUGAAUCGUCUCGAGUGGAAGGCGGCGAUCGGUUGGAACCAGGAGUAUGGACACCUAUCAGGGAAAGUCUUUCAGAAGGUGCUAGCCGAGGAGUGCGCUAAAGCUGGACUUCCGGUGGACACGUUUGCGCCUCACUUACCGAAGGACCCGGUGAAGAAGUCGCCGAUUAUAAUUAAAGAAUCCCCGCCAUUUCCUACCACUAGUUCGUCCGACGUUGGUUGGAGAUCGGCGUGGAAAGAUCGCUGGUUGGAAUUCGCCGGACCCAUGUACGUAUCUCCAAGACACACCAUAGAACCUCCUCUAGAGUCCGGCGAGUUCCGCGUUACCCAACAGAAGUUUAUUUCCCUUGGAUGAAAGGAUGAACGCCACGGAGGAAUGCUAAAAAGGACUCAUUCGAUGAACUCGAUGCCUCGAAUUUAGACGGGGUCAUCUGUACCAGAAGAAUCAUUCGAAUCGACUAAGAAAAGCGCAUCUAAUUGAUUCAUAAUCCCCUUCAGUAUGUAAAAAGUGUGGUUCGUCCA
This is a messenger RNA of Orussus abietinus, 731 nucleotides long. RefSeq lists its product as uncharacterized. The record is from RefSeq and is a predicted model, not a curated record. Bases 49 to 564 code for a protein of 171 amino acids. Lineage: Eukaryota; Metazoa; Arthropoda; Insecta; Hymenoptera; Orussidae. The transcript is spliced from 3 exons.